This is a messenger RNA of Phaeodactylum tricornutum CCAP 1055/1, 6605 nucleotides long. Its product is annotated as formin homology 2 containing protein. The record is from RefSeq and is a predicted model, not a curated record. The transcript has 5 exons. Bases 97 to 6495 code for a protein of 2132 amino acids. NCBI's taxonomy places the organism in Eukaryota, Bacillariophyta, Bacillariophyceae, Surirellales, Neidiaceae.
UGAGCCCACCUUGUUUGGAAAAGCUAGCGUGCGUGGAAGCGAUUUUCACUCCUUAACGACAACUCCGAUUUGCUGGAUACCCACCCUAUCUCAGCCAUGUCAUACCGUCAACGAAUACCGAUGGAUCCCGACGGGACCAACGAGGCAGUCAAUCUGGCUAAAAACUACCUCGAUCCACCCGAUAAUGAGCCAUCCUUCUCGCUGAACGCCCGUCAAUUAGGCCUCUUGAAAUCUCGCCAGCAACGUGAUCCGUCGGUCAUCAACGAAAAGCAGCCCUUUGUCUCUCGAUCCAAUAUGAGCCAGCAGCAGCACAAGCCAAAAUCAGAUAACGACUUUGGGACGUCUGCUGUCAAACCCCGCGCCCACGGUCCUAUGCGGACGCCUAAUCCUAUUUCCCGCUUUAGUGCGGCUGCCGCUCAUAGAAGACAACCGUUGGCUGAUGAACAGGGACGCGCUGCCUAUUUAAGACCGCUGCUGCAGCAACGAGCCUUGAAAAAAAGUAGCACAACAAGCGCAGAUUCCGACCCGAGCGGAAAAGCAUUACUUCGUAGAAUGCUAGCGAAGGUUGUGGUCAAGAAAUCAAAGUCGACAAGCACUGGUGCGAGCUCGGAGAAUAAUCCAGAUCGUGGCUUGCCGUCGAAAACGAUGAUGGAUAAAGAUCGGGCAAAAACUACCGAGACGAAUAGGAGUGAGAGACAGGAAGCACGUGAAGCCUGCAAGUACACGUCGCCCGUAGACAAUACGGUUGCACCCAAACGCAGUAGACAGGUAGACGAGGGCUUGAAAUAUCGUAUUCAUGAAAAAUUGCGUCAGAAGCCCUUUAAGAUGCAUCCUUGUGACUUGAAGGUGAGCGCAAUCGAGCGGCCUCUCGUUAUGAGUGAUGAUGACGAUGGGUUGGAAGGAUAUGAACACUUUAUUAAACAGCUUCGAGGAGAGGUCUCUGGGAAGCACUGGCAGCUCUGGAGAAGCUUCUCAGCUCUCAUGACGGGGGGUGAUCCUCCGGACGAGGGUAUCAUGCAUAUUGAUAGGCCGUGUGAAUUUGAUGAACGGACCCGCAAGAAUUUAUCAGUAUUGAACUUGCACCUGAAGAAAUAUGGCGAAGCAGAGUGCAAUUCCAAAACGCAGCUCAUAAACGACAGGCGUCUUUCAAAAGAGCGUAUAAAUCGCUCGUACCCGGCAAACCAACGACAAGCCGUUUCAAAUAUUGAAUCAUCAGCAUCCUCAAGUUCGGAGAACAGCGCUUUGGAAAACGACGCAGUUUUGCAAAUGCGGUCGUCGCUGUCGACGGCCCUCGAAUUUUCUCAAAUAGAGCUCUCUGAAAGUCUCCGAAAGUAUCACACGGAUAAAGGAGCGUCAGGAAGUUCAAACCAGCAACAUGAUGAUCUUGAGUCUGCUAAGUACCACACAGCGAAAGAAAAAGAUAACUGUGCUGGCGCCAAAGAAGCACCUUCAGAAACAGUCACCGGGAGUGAGAAUAGAGCUAGUAACAGCUCGAUAGUAUCACUCGACCAGUUCGAACUCAGACCUUCUCCCCCUUCAGAUGCCAAUGGCUCAAUCAUCUGGUCAGAUGUACGGCUGAGAUCCUUAGAUCAAGUAUCGUAUAACAGCGAGCUCGACAGCAUCAAAGCUUCGACACCUGUUUGGGCGAACAUGAAGCUACGUCCCGUGGUCAACUUCAGUAAGUUGGGAGACGACGUCCGCGCGACGAACAGCGCUGAUUUCGACAGCAUUCCGCAAGUUAAUUCAGGAACUUCGCAAAAGCCAAUUGAUACAGAGGAUUUUGACAAGCUACAAAGCACGGAUACGGGUACGGAAAAGAAACCAAUUUUUGUCCAAACUCCUACUGCUGUCGUUUACAAGCAACCGCUUAUGGAUGGCAUCGAGCGCUGUGAAAAACCUCGACCCGAGCAAAGGCAGCUAUUGCAACCAACUCCUAUACCACAUUCAGCUCAAGUACUGACAGGUCCGAAGCCGGAAGAUGCUCACCCCCGAGUUACAAAGCUAUCUACCGGUCCUAUUGGACAAGCUUCUGGCGACAAGAUUGACGAAGCCACAGUCUUCAAAGUAAAGCAAACGACUAAUUCAUCGUUGGAAGUGGAGCGUCGCGUUAUUGUUGGUAAGAAGAUGAUAAUGUUAGUAGAAUCUCCGGUCGGCGAUUCGAGGGCCUCAGUGUUGUGGAAGCUAGCUCGAGAAAAAGUGGAAUCCUUAACACUUGACAUGGCAUUGCAAAAGGUAGCACUUCUUUGUUUUAAGGGUUCAUCUCGAAAAGUGCUUGAUUUCAUUUCUUCAGAAGACUGCCUGAAGUUCGCCAACACGUUUUACAACAUGAAUGCGGUGGUUCCAUUAAGUAAAACAGAUCCAAUGGUUUCGGCAUCCUUGCAGUCUGAUGACGCAGAAAUCGAUGACUCCAGUACGACGGAUCGGGUUGCAUCGCUGAACGAUGAGGAGCAAACCCUUCUUGAAAUGUUUCGUCUUCUUCGGCGCACGCAGCCUGCCGAGAAUGCGUUUGAUACUAGCCUAUCUCGCAGAGGUAGCGAAGCCAAAACACUAUCUUCAACAUUGACACCCAAAGAAGAAGAAAUAGCGAAAAAGUAUCUAAUGAUGCUUGAACUCAAAGUGCCACUUAAUGAGGUGAAAAGCAGUUUGUUAAAGGACGGAGUUGACAGCAAAAUUGUCACAAAAAUUAUGCGGGAGGCUGUGGACAUGCCUGUCAAUGUAGUCAAUGCACCUGAUCUACCUUCUAGCCCAGUCUCAACAAUGACAUGUUCCGUUGCGCAAGUUUCGGACGAAUCGGAAAUUGCAGCCCCGUACAAAAAAAUGAUUAGACUGAGAAUCCCAGCAGAGGCAGUCCGGCACAAAAUGAUUAAAGACGAAAUCAGUCCUCGAAUCAUUGAUCUUGUCCUGGGAACAGGAGGGGCGGUAUAUAACAAAAUAAACGAUGACCUUGCCUUGUCAUCCGAGGAAGCUGUACUGGUACUGAAAUAUCAAAAGAUGUUGAAAAUUUCCAUCGCACCAGAAGCAGUUCGGCACAAGAUGAGGCAGGACCAAGUGAAUAACAAGAUCAUUGCCGCUGUUUUCUCUCAAAAUGAGAAAGAGAAAGUUGAAGCUCCAAGGCUGAACUUGUCGAUUGAAGAAGAGAAAAUAGCCGAGAAAUAUCGAGAAAUGGUACGUCUCAAAGUUCCGAAAGAAGGUGUUCGGCAUCGUAUGACGAAGGACCAGAUAGACAAGAAAAUCGUCGAUUCUGUUCUGCAAGAUGAUUCGUGUACAUCCAAAGAUACAUCUGCCAACCUUCCGGACCAUCGAAAAGUCCCAUCAUCCAGUCUCACCUCAGAUGAAGAGGCUGUUGUCCUCCAGUACAAAAGGCUUCUCAAAUUGCAGAUUCCGAAGGCUGCAAUUUUGGAUCGAAUGGAAAAGGAAGGGGCCAGCGCAAACGUAAUAAAAGCUGUAUUGGGUAAUGUCACUUCCAAAUGCAAUCCGGGGGAAAAGGAUACUGAUAGCCAGUCGAAGACUGGAACUAAGCUUGUCUCCCUUCAUUGGACCCCGCUCUCUGGUACAGCCUUAGACAAUAGCGUUUGGGCAGCAAGAAAGAGGCGUAAAGAUGAGCUUCCUCAACCCGAAGGGAGUGACAUUUUUCAACUAAUUCAUCUCUUUCAAAAGAAGACCGCAAACACAUCCGUCAAAGAAGGCAGCGUUGACGAGAGCUCCAGCGCUCAAGGAAAAGCAAUGCUUCUUGAAGUUACUCGCUCCAACAAUGUGGCCAUUAGUCUGAAAGCAUUCAAAGACUUCUCCUUUUUGGAGCUAGCGGAGACCAUUGCCCUCCUGGAUCCUCUAAGGAAAAUUCGCGGGGACCGGAUACUCUUCCUACGUGAUCUAUUGCCAACCAUUUCAGAAGUCCAGACAAUUUUGGCGUACAAGGGAACAGAUGAUCGCCUUGUCCCAGCCGAACGAUGGUUCAGAGCGACGGCGCAGAUAAGGAGAAUAGAAACCAAAGUUCAGGUAUUGCAAUCUAUGGAAACAUUGCGAUCUGAAAUUCUAGCCUUAUGCGAGAACUUUCGCCUUCUCGCUCGGGCCUGCCGUCAAGUGAUGGAAAGUGAAAAGCUCGAAGCGUUACUCGAAAUGGUCUUGCGCGUAGGAAAUAUCAUGAACGAAGGGACGCGCACAGGAGGAGCUGCUGGUUUCAAAUUUGAUUCACUGCUUCGACUUACGCAGACAAAGAGUUCCGAUGGACGGACGACUGUUUUAGAUUUUCUCGUGACCGUUUUUGUUGCCAAAGGAAGUAGGGGAACGCUGAAUUUAUCUUCCGAUAUUUCUGAUUGCCACAUGGCGAGUCGAAUGCUCAUGUCGGAUAUGAGUAAUGACGUGAAAAAUAUCCGACAGGCACUGGACGUGUGCUCGACAGAACUCGCCGCCCUCAGAGAUGAAAUUACUAGCUCUACCAUCGAAGGAAAAAAAUCUGGCCAGUGUAGUGAUUUAAAGCGGACUGAGCAUGCCGUAUUCUCUAAACGCGAAGAAUUCCUAGCUGCAGUAUCGAAGUCAUCCGAAAAAAAAUCUAAAAUCAAUGGCGAGGCGAGCUUAUCGACUGACCUUUCUGAAGGUUGCGACAAAGACAGCGUUUCUCACGACAUCCACGGAGGAAUAAACAGACUCGAGAGAUUCAUCGGAGAAGGUAAUGUUAUUUUUGAUUCUCUAGAAGGUGAACGAGAGGAUGCCUUUCAAGCUUGCGGAGAGCUUUCUAAGUAUUGCGGAGAAAGUGGGGGUGUUGGAGCGGCAUGCCCGCUCCUCGGUAUUCUCGCUCAAUUCGCAACAAGCAUAGACGCUGCGCUCGCUAAACACGACAAGCUCAAAGCAAGCGAAGCCCGACGACUGAAGAGAGAUGAAGAUCGUCUGUCCCCGAGAAGCUUCACAACUGAACAGACAAAUUCAGUUUCGAGUCAAAAAGAUGACGGGAAGUCCUUGAUUCUUCUGGUGAAUAAAAUGUUGAAGGAAGCCUCGGACAGAGCAAAAGACGAUUUCAAGAAAGGCCGCAUCUAUCCCAAUCCUAGCACAGCAUUGAAAGCAAUUUACGAAAAGGAAGAGCGACAGGUCAUGUUCGCUUCACCAACAUCAUCCCGCCGAAAAAUCGAUUUGCUAACUGCCAUUCGAAUGCGCGAAGGAAGAGUAAAAGAUAGCGAGUCUCUGGAAGUGCAAUCGACGUUGAACACGAACAACAAUGGGGCCGAACAUGGAUGUGACGAAGAAACUUCUAAAUCGUUAAAAGCAGGAGCUGCUUUGAAUCGACUACAGCAGACACUGAUUGUUGAUCAGUCAAGCACUUUAAAAGAAGUAGCGUCCGAUAAUCACGGGGAUUCAAUACACCUUACCAGCCAAACAAGUCCAGAAAAACAAGACGACUUUGUGAAUAUACAUGUCCCCGCAGCUGAAGUCGUCUUGGACAGCACAAGUACAACAACUAAUUCUGCUUCGCCUAUUGCUACACCAAGCUCCGUGACUGUCCUUGAGUCUACCGUAGACAAACGCACAGGAGAGGGCUCGUUGCAGUCCCAAGUCAACAUGACAGCCUCUAUAUCAGGAGGGCACCGGAUUGCUGAAGAAGAGGUCAAACAUCGCGAUGGCACCGGUUGUGGCCCUGGAAAGACAGUGUCAGACAAAGAGGAAUCACUUUGUGAUGCAAAUCGCAGACCGAUCGAAUCAAGUGACCAACCUCACCGUUCCGACGCCAAAAUUGGACACGAUGAUGCGCCGAAGGAUGGUGAAGUUAAGACGAAUUUAACAAAUCCUCUGAGGCAAAAACAUCCACGGCCCGCUCCUUGUUUCCAAAGUCUUGAAGAUCCCUUCAAAGCAAGAGAACUUGUGUUGAGCAUGAAGUUCAAAGAUACGAAUUGUUGCAAAGCACCGGAGCGCUCUGCCGAAACAAAGGCUUUGAAGCCGGACAAAAUAGGUAGCAACCUUUCGCCCCUCCCGGAUCGCACCCUUGUCCGACGUCUCAAUGAUCGACAGUCUCUGGAAGGAAGUCGUCAACCGAUGAAAGAAGCCCUUGCUGUGACCAGCGAUUCACAUUCACCGGCGCAAAGCCGUACAUUACAGGGGCUGGCAAGUGCUGCGGAUCACGAUGCCGAGUUGAGCGGCAAUUUUCCCAAGGUUAGAAUCACAUCUGCUUCCCACUUUGGAGAGAAAGAAAGUACCAGUAUUGCAUUGCUGGCACGCGCAAAGCGGGCGGAAAAGACGAAAGGAAGUCAUCCACUCCAAAAUCUCGAAAUCAAGAAUCCGCCCUCAACAAUGGGCUAUACUGAGGGAAGGCUGUCGCAUUUCAAUACCAAGACGCUAGAAGGAUUAUGUGCGUCUCCAGUUGAAGCUUCCCCGGAAAAUGCUCUGUCGAAGAUAUCGAAUUCUUCACCGGAAACGGGGGAAGGUAAUUCAAGUGAUGGAAAAUAUCAGUCUACUUUCGCAAGAAUGGCACGUUUGAAAAGGAAAGAGAAACGAGGAAAGCAUGCCUAGUCUUUGUCUCUCUGUGUACUUGUUAUUGGACUCUCGGAUACUUAUUCGGUUUUUACUUUUUCUCGAAACACGCACUGUUGCGAAGUAAAUAAUAAACACCAUUGGAAUUG